This is a messenger RNA of Zerene cesonia (dogface butterfly), 1529 nucleotides long. Its product is annotated as juvenile hormone epoxide hydrolase-like. Gene Ontology annotation, biological process: epoxide metabolic process. The record is from RefSeq and is a predicted model, not a curated record. NCBI's taxonomy places the organism in Eukaryota, Metazoa, Arthropoda, Insecta, Lepidoptera, Pieridae. Gene Ontology annotation, molecular function: epoxide hydrolase activity. Bases 139 to 1521 code for a protein of 460 amino acids. The transcript has 9 exons.
AUUUAUAAGGUGAUACAGAGUGAACGUGGAUCUGGUGCGAGUUGCGAGUGCGAUCUGUUUUGUCUCUUUCACUCAUAUGAUCAUUGGUGAGGUUGAAGUGAGAUAGCAUAGGUUAUUCGAUUUCAAAUCGUAAGUUAAAUGAUGUUUCGCUUGAUACUCCUUACUAUCCUAAUUGGUGUCGCUGCACCAAUACUAUACGUCUACUUCCAAAGCCCCCCUCCGUUACCAGAAAUCGACCUGGAAGAGUGGUGGGGGCCCAAGCUAGACAAAUCUAAGUACAACGACGCUAUUGUACCUUUUCAAGUGCAGUUCAGUAAUUCGAUCGUCAAAGAUAUCAAGGAUCGUCUAAGAGGCCGCAAUCCGCUGACUCCGCCGUUAGAAGGGAUAGCUUUCGAAUAUGGCUUUAAUAGCAAGCAGCUAGAGUCGUGGCUGAAGUACUGGGCGGAGGAGUAUCCAUUCAGCGAUCGUGAAAAAUAUAUUAACCAAUAUAAACAUUUCAAGACUAACAUUCAAGGAUUAGAUGUUCACUUCGUCAGAGUAACGCCAAAGGUCCCUCCAGGUAAGGAGGUGGUACCACUACUGCUACUGCACGGAUGGCCAGGGUGCUUCCUGGAGUUCUAUGAUGCUAUACCGCUGCUCACUGCUGUGAAUAAGGACAGGGAUUUCGAAGUCGAGCUGAUUAUACCCAGCCUGCCUGGUUAUGGGUUUUCAAGUGGUGCAGCCCGGCCUGGUUUUGGAUCUGAUAAGAUGGCUGUUGUAAUGAGAAACCUGAUGUCUAGACUCGGUUACAAGAAGUACUACGUGCAAGGUGGAGAUGCAGGCGCCAUUGUUGGCAGUGUUAUGGCUACCUUCUUUCCAAAGGAAGUGCUUGGCUAUCACACAAAUUUUGCUCUUCUGACAUCUCCAUGGUCGACGAUGGUUCGUCUAUUGGGCGCGAUAUAUCCUCCCCUAGUAGUCGAUUCCGAUAUUGCCGACAGGAUGUAUCCUCUGGGGACACACUUUAGUAACGUUUUGCAGGAAAUGGGUUAUUCCCAUUUGCAGGCUACUAAACCAGAUACUAUUGGCACGGUCCUAGCCUACUCUCCAUCAGGAUUAGUAGCGUAUAUUCUAGAAAAAUUCUCCACUUGGACUAAACCGGAGUACCGCUCGCGGCCCGACGGCGGUCUCACGCACUACAAGAAAGAGAAGCUCAUUGAUAAUGUAAUGAUCUUCUGGGUGUCUCGUUGUAUGACGACAUCUAUGAGACUGUAUUCGGAGACGAUGAACAAGCGGUUCCUUGGGUUGGGACUCGAUCAAAUACCAACACAAGUCCCGACCAGCGUUAUCCAGGCGAAGUAUGAAUUAUUCUACGAACCGGCUUGGAUCUUGAAGUCUAAGUAUCCCAACCUUGUAAAGGCCACCGUCCUUGAUCACGGUGGUCACUUCUUUGCUAUGGAAUUACCUGAUGUAUUUGCUGAGGAUGUUUUGACAGCGAUUGCUUCGUUCAGGAAUUGGCAUAAGGAUAAUAGAACCGAGUUGUAAAUAAAGUU